Ipomoea nil (Japanese morning glory) is the source of this 2060-nucleotide messenger RNA. RefSeq names its product katanin p60 ATPase-containing subunit A1. The transcript is spliced from 7 exons. NCBI's taxonomy places the organism in Eukaryota, Viridiplantae, Streptophyta, Magnoliopsida, Solanales, Convolvulaceae. The coding region runs from base 282 to 1841 and encodes 519 amino acids. Gene Ontology annotation, molecular function: ATP binding; microtubule binding; ATP hydrolysis activity. The record is from RefSeq and is a predicted model, not a curated record. Gene Ontology annotation, cellular component: microtubule cytoskeleton. Gene Ontology annotation, biological process: microtubule severing.
AUAAGGGCAAUCCGGUAAUCUCACAUCACUCAUCAUCUCUGGCCAGUGGCCACCUUUCUAAUUCUCCGGCCCCGCCCCGACGGUUAAAACGUCGACGUACCUUUAACCUCCACAUACAUUCUUACUUAAAGAGGGAGAAGCUCUUCUGGUUUCAUCACCGGAGGCCGAGGAAUAUUCCUUUCUUCUCUACUUCUGCGAGCUACUGAGCUUCGCAAGUUUGCUUUUCUUUCAAUUUGAAGAAACCCUCGUAAUUUGGUGAGAUCUAUCGAGUUGUAGCUUCAAUGGGGGGCAAUUCAUUAGCUGGAUUACAGGAUCAUUUGAAGUUGGCUAGAGAAUACGCAAUUGAAGGCCUUUAUGAUACUGCCAUUAUCUUCUUCGAUGGUUCUGUUGCUCAGAUCAACAAGCAUGUAAGCACAGUUGAUGACCCUUUGCUUCGUUCAAAGUGGAUGAAUGUAAAGAAAGCAAUAUCCGAAGAGACAGAAGUGGUGAAACAGCUUGAUGCAGAGAAGAGGUCUUUCAAAGAGGUUCCUGUUGGUAGGCGCCCAUAUUCACCUCCGAUUUCAACCAAGUCAUCAUCCUUUGUCUUCCAACCACUGGAUGAAUAUCCAACUUCAUCUGGUCCAAUGGAUGAUCCUGAUGUUUGGAGACCACCACCAAGUCGAGACACCACAACUAGGAGGUCUGCAAGAGCAGGUCAAGUUGGCAUGAGAAAGUCCCCUCAAGAUGGAGCUUGGGCGCGCAGUUCUACCAAAACAGGAACCUCUGGCCGGGGGGGAAAAACUGGUUCUUCUAUUAAGGCUAACUCUGGGGUUCGAGCAUCAACUACAGGAAAGAAAGGGAAUGGAAAGUCUGCAAAAGCGGACUCAGUGAGUGGUGACAGUGAAGAUGGGAAGGCUAAAAAAGUGGAAUAUGAAGGUCCUGAUGCAGACUUGGCAGCUAUGCUUGAGAGAGAUGUCUUGGAAACGAGCCCUGGUGUGAGAUGGGAUGAUGUUGCAGGGUUAAGUGAGGCAAAAAGACUUUUGGAGGAGGCAGUGGUUCUCCCGUUAUGGAUGCCUGAAUAUUUCCAGGGAAUCAGGAGACCAUGGAAAGGUGUUCUUAUGUUUGGUCCUCCUGGUACUGGGAAGACUCUUUUGGCCAAAGCUGUUGCUACUGAGUGUGGGACAACAUUUUUCAAUGUUUCUUCUGCUACGUUGGCUUCAAAAUGGCGUGGCGAAAGUGAACGUAUGGUUCGGUGCUUGUUUGACCUAGCUCGUGCUUAUGCACCCAGUACAAUAUUCAUUGAUGAAAUUGAUUCACUUUGCAAUGCUAGAGGGGGUUCAGGAGAGCAUGAAUCAUCCAGAAGGGUGAAGUCUGAACUACUUGUUCAAGUAGAUGGUGUAAACAAUUCUUCCACUAAUGAGGACGGAACUCGAAAAAUAGUGAUGGUUUUGGCAGCUACAAAUUUCCCUUGGGAUAUAGAUGAAGCAUUGAGGAGGCGACUAGAAAAGCGUAUAUACAUCCCCCUCCCAAAUUUUGAAAGCCGCAAGGAGCUGAUACGGAUCAAUUUGAAAACUGUGGAGGUAGCGGCGGAUGUGGAUAUUGAUGAAGUGGCUCGAAGAACAGAGGGAUACAGUGGGGAUGACUUGACAAACGUGUGCAGAGAUGCGUCUCUGAAUGGGAUGAGGCGGAAGAUAGCCGGGAAGACUCGAGACGAGAUAAAGAGCAUGGCGAAGGACGAGAUUUCGAAGGAUCCGGUGGAAAUGUGUGACUUUGUGGAAGCACUGAAGAAAGUCCAACCAAGUGUUUCUGCAGCAGACAUUGAGAAGCAUGAAAAGUGGUCUUCAGAAUUUGGUUCUUCUUAAGGUUGAUGAAGUGUGUUGAAUCAUAUUUUGUUUUUUCUUGCUUGGUGUUUAGUAGAUGGGAAGACUCUCUUUGCUUCUCAUAAACAUACUCUCAUUAUUGAACCACCGGAAGAAAGUCCUUAAGUCCAGUGGCAGGGCGAGUAUCUCAAAGCCUGAAUGGGAAAUCAACCUCAUUUUUCUGUGGAAAUAUCGAGACAAAAAGAAUAUUUUAAUAUUCCA